Chlorella variabilis is the source of this 225-nucleotide messenger RNA. RefSeq lists its product as hypothetical. The transcript is spliced from 2 exons. Gene Ontology annotation, molecular function: D-amino-acid oxidase activity; FAD binding. Lineage: Eukaryota; Viridiplantae; Chlorophyta; Trebouxiophyceae; Chlorellales; Chlorellaceae. The coding region runs from base 1 to 225 and encodes 74 amino acids. The record is from RefSeq and is a predicted model, not a curated record.
AUGCAGGCUCUCUGCGGGCAGGUGGGGCUGCGGCCUGGGCGCCCUUCAGCGCUGUUGGAGCUGGAGCAGGUAGCACUCAAGCAGCAGCGACCAGGCGGCAGCAGCGGCAAGAGCAGCCUGCCGGUAGUGCACAACUAUGGGCAUGGAGGUGCCGGCCUCACGCUAGCAUGGGGAUGCGCGGCAGACGCAGUGCAGCUGGUGCAGCAGGCGCUCGGCCAGCGGUGA